GGAAAUCUGUCCGUUUAAAACUUUUGUUUGUGGAGAUUUUUCUGCAUUAGAUAAUAAUAUAAUGUAAAUAUAAGACGAAUGCUCAGGAAAUCUGUCGAAAAACCUGCCUGAGAUGGAUGUCUCAAAUGAUUCAGAGCCAAAAUGGCCAUCUUCUCAAGAACCUGCCAUCCAGAAACUCUUUGGCUCCAACAGCCAAAUUUUCCAGACUUCAGAGUUCAAACAGGACAGACGUUUGCAUGGUGACCGUAUUAUAAAGGAUAAAGCAAACACUCAUUAUCAGGCAGGCAUGGAGGCUGUCGAUCAGCUCGAGUUUGAGAGAGCUGUCACUUGUUUCACAAAAGCCAUAACACUUCAACAAGAACAGACUCAGUUUUUUGGAGCGAGAGCAGAGGCCUAUCUUCAGCUGUGUGACUUCAAGUCUGCAGCUCUGGACUAUAAGCAUGUUUGUUAUCUGGAACCACAGAACAAGGCACCUUUUCAUCGUCUAGCAUUCAUUUAUUACCUGCAGGGCCAGAGUUAUUGUGACCAGGGAAUGUUCUUCGAGGCUUUGGAGUCUUUUGCCAAAGCAGUUGAACUAAAACCUGGCUUUAGACCAUAUCACAUGAGAAGCUUGGCAUGUCUGACUGCACUAAGUCGCUACUCUGACGCUCUUCGCCUGGUCACUAACUGGCUCGAGAGUGACAGUCCGUCUGCUGACCUCUUCACACUAAGAGCGCGUCUACGCCACCAGCUCAAUCAGACCAUGCUAUGUUACUAUGACCUGAAGGCAGCUCUGAGGCUUAAUCCGAGCUGUCCGGAGGCACGGGCCUUGCUGGAGAUAAUGGAACAGGGAGCAGAGUGCUCUCACCAGCAGGCAGUGACUAAAGCUGUGGAAGGAAAGCUGUCUGAUGCCCUGGGAAAGAUUACCACAGCUCUCGAACUGAACCCUGAAAAUGCACAAUAUUACCUUUUUAGAGGGAUACUGUAUCGCAGACUGAAAGACUUCACUGCUGCCAUAGAGGAUUUGAUGCUUGCUGUGGAGUUCAGUGAUGAUGGAGCAAAACAUCCUGAGAGAGAAAACCCUGAGGAGUCUAAGGCUCUAGAACAAGAUGUUCACAUCCAACUAGUGCUUGCUUACAACGAUUUUGCGGUCCACUGCUUCACGCAAGGCUUCUAUAGCGAGGCCACCAUGCUUCUCACCAAAGCUAUCCAUGAGCAGAGAGAUGAGAGUGGGCUCUUUAUUAACCGAGGAGACUGUUUCUUUAGGCAGAAGGAGUGGCUUUUUGCCCUGGCUGACUACCAGCAGGCUGAGGAGUUGGACCCCCAAAAUCCAUCCAUUUGGUUUCGUCUGGCUGUUAUUCACAACACACUGGGACUGCACAGUUAUGAGAAUCUGAAUUUUCAGGAGGCAGCAGACAAGUUUUCUGUGGCCAUUAAGUACAACCCUGGAGCAGCUCAGUAUUAUGGGAAUCGGGCUAAGGCUCUCAGCAGAAUGCAGUGUAUGGAGCAGGCCAAGCAGGAUGCUGUUUGUGCUCUCGUCUUACAUCCUGUUAAUGAUGAGCUCGUCCCUCUGCUGCUCAGACUGUUCCCAGGCUGCUCUCUGUCAGAUGUCAUAUCCAGUGACACUGCUCAAACCGUCAAAGUUCAGCUGAUGGAUCGGAUCCAGACCUGGAAACGAGCAGGCUUUCCUGUGUCAAGGCUGUCCAAGAAGCUUGAGAGGAUGGUCCUCAGACACGACACUGAUAGCCAGUCGGAAACAGACUCUGAAAGUGCCUCAAGCAGGGAGCAUGUGGAAGUGAGAUUUAAACCUGUUGAAUACACUCAAGAUCCAGUCAGGAGCAAGGAAGAGGUGAGUGAAGUGGUGAAGAAGCUCCUGCAUCACAGGCUGCCUCUAAGUUACACCGGACCUCGCGUUGCUCCGCUUUGCAUUAAACACAACUUAAAGCCGACUGCUUGCACUUCUAAGCGUCCAUACUCCUGGAGGAACUUUGGAGGCAUGGGCCUUAAUUGUUGAUGACAUCCCUGAAAGUAGAAUUAAGUUACACUGGCUCACAUAAAAUGUCUUAUGAGUCUUAUGGCUGAAUUUAACCUCCAGUUAUUAUGAUGGAGCUGGAUGCAUCCAGUGAGAUUAUUGUAGUGUCCAGAUGGUUAU
Molecule: messenger RNA, 2131 nt
Organism: Neoarius graeffei (lesser salmon catfish)
Lineage: Eukaryota; Metazoa; Chordata; Actinopteri; Siluriformes; Ariidae
Product: tetratricopeptide repeat protein 16
Exons: 13
Coding region: 113-1993 (626 amino acids)
Molecular function (GO): protein binding
Source: RefSeq, a predicted model, not a curated record